Messenger RNA from Acanthaster planci (crown-of-thorns starfish), 3663 nucleotides. RefSeq lists its product as uncharacterized. Gene Ontology annotation, molecular function: protein binding. The record is from RefSeq and is a predicted model, not a curated record. NCBI's taxonomy places the organism in Eukaryota, Metazoa, Echinodermata, Asteroidea, Valvatida, Acanthasteridae.
GGACUUUCUUACUGAAAAGUACCUUACUCAUCAUGCUCAUGAUUCGAUAAAUCCUAAUUAUAUGGACAUACGUGUUUUUGCUGGUAAAAUGAAUAGUUUGGUCGUAUUAAUGUAGGGGUUGUAUCUCUGCCAAACACGCUGCUGCCAAGCUACGCCAGUGAACCUUCUACAAAAAAUCCAAAGCAAAUAUGGAGCGAUGCAUAACGCCAGUCCCAGCCUCGGGAUAUGACUGUUUACCCGGCGCGCAGUUGGGAUUACAGUGGUUCGGGUCGACCGCUUCCAGUCUUUUGUUAUCUCCUGUAUCAGUGGAUGGUAUGUAUUGAUGUUGUGGCAACUACCACGGAUCAAUAAACCUACCAUAAUCCAUUGAAAUAUUUACCACAGCAUCGCCAAAUCUAUUGUCAGCGGUUUAAAAAAGACGGUGCCCAUCAGUGGUUUUUCAAUGUGCUCAGAAAUGAAUUUCAUGGAUGUUUAAGCAACUGCAAAUAUCCUGGCGUUGCCAGGUCCUAUUAUAAUCAGAAAAGUACACAUUUUUAGACGGUGGCCGAUGUACGUUGAUCUGUGGAUGUGUGGGGCAAACAACACGAGCUUCAACGUCUGUGGGUACUGUAUGGAGUACUAAAACGUGAGUGGACGGCGACCUCAUCAGAUCUUGAUAUUUCCAGUCACAAGGCAACGGAUCACCAGAAGGUAACAAGUCAUUAAUGCUUCAAUCUGGUGUAUUGUACAUGUACCAGUAAUUUAAACAAGGAGCCUCCAAAUUGAACCAUGAGCCAUUGGAGCUUACNGGCAGAAACUUCGGGAGUCAGUCAUUGAGGCUGUGAAUCGAGGUGACCUUCUUCAAGUUGAAGCUCUUCUGAACAAAGGGGCCGAUGUGAAUGAAAGUGAAGGUGGUUACCUCUCAAAGCGCACCCUGCUUAUUAUGGCAGUGGACAAGGAGUAUGUGGAUGUAGCAAGUCUUCUGGUAAACAGAGGAGCUGAUCUCAGUGUUACUAUUAUGGUGAAUAAGCAAGAGCGGACAGCCCUGGAUAUUGCUAAAGAGAAAGAACUGAAAUCAUUGGUUGCAGUGAUAGAGAAAAAGAUGCAAGCCAAUCAGAGGUUACUGGCAGCAGUUCAGGAUGGCAACUCAAACAGUGUCCAGGAAGCAAUCAGGAAUGGUGCCAAUAUCAACCUACUUCACAAGGAAGACAGUGAUUCCCUUCAAAUAAACCUGCUCUUUCUAGCCCUUGAGAAGGGACAUGUAGACACAGCUAACACACUGAUUCUGGGAGGUAUAGACCUGCAUUUCACUGUCACUUUGCCAGACCAGACAACAGAAGACACCGCAAGAAGCUAUGCAGAGCGGCUGAACCAUGAUGAUCUAGUCAGACUAAUAGAUCAGGAGAUGACACGGCAGAAAUCCAGUCCAGAGGCAAACUCACACAAUGAAAACUCACAUGAAGCACAGCAGGCAGGAAAGACAUCUGGAACGAAAUCAUCUGGAGAACUUGAGGACAUAGAAGAUGCAGAUCUUGAGGAGGAUCAGGAUCACAGCAGAGCAAGACCAGCCAAGCUGAGGCGGAAAUAUAUGAAAGCGGGACCCACGUGCAUAGUCUGCUAAGCAGUCCGUGGUAGCUUCUGCAGUUUUUCCCGAGGAUUCCUCGGAACUUCAGCGGUGCACCCUUGAGGGAGCUUGGGCCUCCCACCAAGGAGAUUUCCAAUUUUUUUUUCAGUUUUUAAAACAAGGAGAUACAGUAAACAUGGUAAACAGCUACAUCUUAAACUAAAGGCUCUGAUACAGCCAUACAUCCCAGUCCUCUGUGGCACAACCAGGGGGAGGCAUGCUUGAGCCUCAUGAGCUGUUUUGGGGUGCUGUGUGAUAGCUCUACUAAGGCUUUGCACAUUGGCAUGAUCAGACAGAUACCGGACUGUCUGCAGGAACUCACUGUUUAGUGGUGUUCGGUUGAUCAGAGUCUGCAGGUAGGGCAUCAUUAUCAUUGCCCUACCUGCAGACGUUGAUCAGUUGAAGGGGAUUUCAGAAAUCUCCCCAAACUGCCAAUUGUGAAUUGUACCGGAAAUUUCACAUUUGUGCAUUGUCUGUCUGCCUCUUCUUUUCUUGUGUAUUUUCCCAAAAAGAUUGGGCAUCCCAUGAUAAAUGGCAUUGGGGAUAAGUUACAUGUAAGGGCACACAAACAGCCCUACACAGUUGUGCCUGAGCGUAGGAAUUGCUGUGUAUUGCAAUAUUCUCACCGAGUGUACUUAAGACGGAGUGGCCCUAACCACACGAUAUACUCCUCUGUGAUGCACUGUCAGAUAUAAUACAACACCUGAAUAAAUCCUUGUCAUCCCAUUGGUGCAUUUUACAUCAUGUGACAUAAAUGAUUUGAUAUGAUCAACAGCAUGACCACUGGGUAUGUCCAUAAAAACCCACCAGUUCACUGCACGCACGUGGAAGGCACGCUAACGGCUGUUCACAAAAUUGCACACAAAUUUUGCCAGUCCCGAUAAAUGUGAAACACCUGCAACAUUCUGUCUUCUGUAAGAUAUUUUUCCAAACUCGGAAGUAAUGGUUGUACUUCUGUAAUGGAAACUAAACAGGUUAUCAAAGGAUUCAAGCAACUUGUAAGACACACGGAUCAUCUGUUUAAGCAUACACUUGUAUAUGAAGGCGGAAUGUGAAAACUCUUACACUUUUACUUUGGACUGACAGAGUAUAAAAACUAGGACUUGUACACCAAAGUUUACAAAUGAUUUUAUUCGGGCAUUGUACAAAACCAAACAAUGAAUGUUUCUCAUUCACGUAGUUGGAAAGAGUAAAUUCCAUUCAGUGACAGAUUUGAGUAUACUAUUCCGUUUGACUUCACCCUGUGGAACACAAUACUCAUUCUGUCACCCUAUGAAAUUAUUAUCACGGCGUUCACAUUUAUUAUUGAUAUGGUGUCUCAAGAAAAAACCCUUGAAGUAUGUGGUGGUUUGUUGCAAGAUUUCAUUUAUAAAGCAUUCUUCUAGAAAAGUGACCGUUUUAUCACUACUUCAGAGUUAAUGUACCGGUAUACCACCCAGCAGCUCACCAUGUAGAUAAAAAAUAUCCUUAUGUGAGCACAAUGUGACCAUAUUUUGUUUUUCUGUGGUAUAUUUUUUCUUCAACACAAUAGAUUAACAAUGGAUGCAAAAUUGUUCAUGAAGCUCACUCCAACCCUAGACCAGGAAUUUCUUAACACCCUUGUGAUUAUUUUCAAAGACCAAACUAUUACUGUGCCUGGAAAGUUUUGGAAUGAUAAAUGCAUUGGUUCCUGAGAUCUACAAAAAGUGGGAUGAGGGGCACCUUGUUCAAAAUCAGCAUUAUUUCGAAUUAUAAUGAAUUUUUAAGGCCAGGGUGUAGACAGCUAAAUUGCCAUGUGAAUUUGUAUGGUAUAUUUCCCUUCCAUGUGUUGGAAACUUCGUCCUAACAUUUUAGAAAUGUAUCCUAUUUUUUUUCUAAUAUAUACAUUGCUCCCUUGAACUUUAGCAUGCAGUUGACCACCAGUAUUGUGACAUUUUGCAGUCUUGUGUGAAACCUAGAUUUGUGUUCAGUGUACAAGAAAGGCCAAGCAUACAUGUAUUUGUAUAUCAGGUAUUUAGCGUUUAUUUUUGUGAAAAUGGUGCACAAUAAAUGUCAUUCAUUCCAGAAUGCGUUAUUUGACA